AUGUGGGGCCUGGCGGCGGCCGCGGCGGCGGUCGCGGGGUCCGCGGCGGCAUCCGCGUGCCUCUGGUUCUACGCCGGACGCUACGUGGGCGAGCUGUCGCUCGUCCUCGACCGCACGCGGCUGCCGGACACCCCCAUGUUCGCUCUCAGCGGCGUUCUGCGCGCGGGAAUGGUCCCGGAGGACAUCCGCGGAGCGAUCCCCGUGCUGGGCACGGUGCGAUUUAGUGUCCUUGACUUCUGGGGCAACCGCGAAGACACGGACGUGCCGAUCGAGCUGGUCGCGGCCCCGCUGCAGGGCGCCACGCCCGUGAGCGUGCAGCGGUACCUGCGGCGCGGGUUCCAGCCGCUCGCGUGCUCUGAGCGCCCGGACAGUCCCGACGGCAACAGCGAGCCGAAGCGCAAGCAGUACGUGCUCGCACUGGGCCGCGCGCACGUGCAGCACCGCGCGCUGCUCAUGGCGCUGCUCGACGGGUCCCUGCGGCAGCGCAUCGCGGACCACGACGCGCCGACGGUGGACAUCCGCUGA
This is a messenger RNA of Pedinophyceae sp. YPF-701, 525 nucleotides long. NCBI's taxonomy places the organism in Eukaryota, Viridiplantae, Chlorophyta, Pedinophyceae. The record is from the annotation of a GenBank genome assembly.